UUUUUGGUAAAAAAUACAUAAUUAGCGUUCCUACAAGGGAGCUCAGGAGAGGGCAAUGCACUCUCUUGGGAAACUGGGUAAUCACGUUUUUUGUCGGCCGCGCCAAGACUGAAAGUAGAAGCCAAACAGGGUGAUAAUAGCAUAUGUAGAUAUCAUCGACGACCCACUGGGUGAGAAAAUGAAAAGAGCCUUCGCUGGACUGAGAUAGACAAGCUAAAUUUGUUUUUCCUCAACAAAUUACUAAGGUUAAUAAUAUAGCCUAAUAAGUUUGCGUAGGAGUAAUUAUUUCCUAUAUUCUUAAUCUUUUUCCGGCCCUUUACAAUUACAUUUCAUUUCAAAUCCCUCAAAAGGCUUCAAAGCUUUCUCAUCUUUUUUCGACUGUAGAGAAGAAGAUUUUUUGAAAGAGGGAGGACCCUACUUUCAAAUUGACAAGUCUGAUCUCGAGCAGCACGGAAACUUUCCAAUGAGAAAUGCCAAUGGCUGCAUUUGCCUUGGAUGUUGUGCUCUGAGCAUCGGACCCACAACGUAAGAAAUAAAUAAAACCAAACACUAGUCAUCCUCUUUGUCCUGGCACUUGAAACGCAUCAGCAGCUUUAUAGAGAAAAUUUCCAAUUUGUCAAGGCUUUAUCUUUCAAUCAACAUGUCGUUCAGUGUCGAUUCAACUUUUUCGAUAUAAAAUUUGGAAAAUGUUUUCACAAAAUUUUCUGUGUAAAAUUCAUUAUUUGCCAAAAUUGUCUGCAGUUCAUGGCCUCACUACGAAAACAUUGGCAACGCCACAACCAGCGAAGUCCAGGCGAAAUUUUGCCACAGUACCACCGACCGCGAGAAUAGGUGGGCCACAAAUACAAGGCGGCGGCAGCCCAAAGAAGCCAACAAUGACAACAAUAGGCGGCUUACGUGAAUUCCUACUACAUCCACUCACUUGGGAUCGCAACAACGGUUACUUCAAUAUAUUACUUGGCUUGGCCAUUUUUGGGUAUUGUUUCUGCACCGCCUGUAAGAGCGAAGGGCCGCGCACAGUUUCGUAUGAACAAAAAGGAAAGAAAUAAAAAUUAUGUAGCUACAUAAAUGGCGUUCAAAUGACCUCAAAGCAAAAACAUGAGUGGUAUUCUUCCUU
This is a messenger RNA of Rhagoletis zephyria (snowberry fruit fly), 1117 nucleotides long. RefSeq lists its product as uncharacterized. The record is from RefSeq and is a predicted model, not a curated record. NCBI's taxonomy places the organism in Eukaryota, Metazoa, Arthropoda, Insecta, Diptera, Tephritidae.